GGCCUUGGUCGGAACCUCGGAUGAUUGGCCAAAGCAGGUCCGAAUGGAUCUUCAUCAGGCUCUGCAUCCUCCUCCUGCGUUCCGUCGCCCCUCUGUCCAUCCUGUACCUCCUACUUUCAUGGUACUAUAAAUCCAUUCUAAUCAACGAAUAUGUCGGCUUUUACGCCCUCGCGGAAGCCUCAUUUUUCCUCUUUGUUUACUUACCCCGGAAGCGUCUGUUGCAGAGGCCCGCCCAGCACCCCCCUCUGCUCGACCGCGAAGAACUCCGCAUGCACUAUGAGCGGUGCUGCACCCACCUGCGCAACACCGCGCACACCACCGGCUGGUUCUUCUCCUGCGCGUUCAACGACAUCAAGCGCGAGAACGUCAUGGAGUGGCUGCUCUGGGCCUUUUUCCACUGCACCGGCCAGGACAAGCUGAAGGACUGGGAGGCAGAGCUCGAGCAGUAUGUCCAGCAGCUCGAGAAGGCUAUCGGGCAGCGGUUUGACCCCGGGCGCAACCCGAGCGUCAUGAGCAUGCGGACGACCUUGGACCCGGUUAUGAUGGUACACAGACCAUUGGUCUGGUACAUGAUCGUCGGAUUUAUAGAUACCUAUUCAUCCUUGAGGCUAGCGUCACUGGGCUUCAAGCACUACGCGACACAUCGCUGGUUCGGUGCCUUCCCUCCUAGACCCCUCACCGUAUUCUCGCGCAAAUCGAUACACCCUCAGAUGUCCUUCUGGUACCGCCCACACCGGAGUAAAACAAAACUUCCCGUCCUCUUCAUCCAUGGCAUCGGGAUCGGUUUCUGGCCGUACCUCCCCUUCCUCGCCGCGCUCGUCCGCGAGAACCCCGACGUCGGCAUCCUCGCGAUCGAGAUUCUCCCCAUCAGCAUGCGCAUCACCUCCCCACCUCUCACGCGCAAAGCCACCUGCCGCGCGAUCGACGACAUCCUCGCGUCCGUCGACAUCUACCGCUUCGCCAUCGUGUCGCACUCCUACGGCACCGUGAUCACGUCGCACCUACUCAAAUCCGCCCUCCUCGCCCCGCGCAUCGCCGCGUGCCUGCUCGUCGACCCGAUCCCGUUCCUCCUGCACCUCCCCGCGACGUCGUUCAACUUCCUCUACCGCACGCCCAAGCAGGCGAACGAGUGGCAGCUGUGGUACUUCGCCUCGCGCGACCCGGACAUCGCGCGCACGCUCUCGCGCCACUUUUUCUGGGGCGAGAGCAUCCUGUGGAAGGACGAGCUGGAGGGCAAGGACGUCGCGGUCGUCCUCGCGGAGAAGGACCAGAUCGUCGACGCGGGCGAGGUACGGUGGUACCUCACCGACGGCGCGGAGGAGCAGUUCCGGUGGAAGAAGGGGAAGUGGGAGGUGCUCUUCUACAAAGGGCUGGAUCACUCGACUGUCUUUGAUACACCGUCGCGGCGGAGGCCGCUCCUCGAUAUAGUGAGGAAGUUCGUCAGGCAGGUAUAGAUGACUCGGCACGAACUUCACGACAUGGGAUAUCCCACCGCAUACACGGAGGUCCAUAACACUGAUCAUACAUACACGGAACCCGCAUUGAACAUUCCCUGGAUAUACUAUGUUGUACAUCUUAGCUAGAUUGGUACCAUACUUUUAAAUUGCACAACGACGACGUUAUCCCCUAUACCCUG
Molecule: messenger RNA, 1636 nt
Organism: Gloeophyllum trabeum ATCC 11539
Lineage: Eukaryota; Fungi; Basidiomycota; Agaricomycetes; Gloeophyllales; Gloeophyllaceae
Exons: 4
Coding region: 21-1454 (477 amino acids)
Source: RefSeq, a predicted model, not a curated record